Paramacrobiotus metropolitanus is the source of this 3661-nucleotide messenger RNA. RefSeq names its product mast/stem cell growth factor receptor Kit-like. Gene Ontology annotation, cellular component: signaling receptor complex. Gene Ontology annotation, molecular function: ATP binding; transmembrane receptor protein tyrosine kinase activity; hydrolase activity, hydrolyzing O-glycosyl compounds. Gene Ontology annotation, biological process: cell surface receptor protein tyrosine kinase signaling pathway; positive regulation of kinase activity; protein phosphorylation. Lineage: Eukaryota; Metazoa; Tardigrada; Eutardigrada; Parachela; Macrobiotidae. Bases 442 to 3531 code for a protein of 1029 amino acids. The record is from RefSeq and is a predicted model, not a curated record. The transcript is spliced from 7 exons.
GCCUGCCAUAAGCGCUUUGCUAUCAUUGAUGUGUUGAUACAUACGUUUGCAGCAUUAAAUUUUUGUUUACAAAAUCACUAUUAAACUUUGGUAUGAUUUGGCAGUACGUUACUGAUCACUACUUCCGUCCAUUGUUCUCGGCUGGGUACUUUAGAGUAUGCGUCGGCGCGGUCUUCAUAAGCGUGUUUUAUUAUGCCGAUGCAGCGACUUUUCCAUGCUGGUGGUCUAACCAAUGAUUAAGCCUUGAAGACGACACGCCGCAACUGUUCUCUAGUAAGGAAGUAGGUAGCGGGUUUUGCAUUUAAUUGUGUUGUGGAUGUACGCAACGAAGCUUCGAAUCACUAACGUUUCCUUCAUCGGAGCCUCGGUGUUGCCACCUGAUAUACCGCAACCCCCUAGACGCCCCACUGUACCGAGCACGGGUACUGUACUCUCUCCAACAUGAAUGAUCAAUCCUCGGACAGAAGCGUAAUUCGUCUUUUAUCAGGCUCGCUCGCCAUUUUAUUCAUUCACUGGGCCAUAUUUUCAGUUUUUGUCAGUCCCACGUGGGUGCUGCAAGAAACGUUUUGCGAUGUGCUUAGCCGUAGCGCGCAUAACACAUCUGCUUCUAAAUGCUUACCGUUAGCACACCUAAAAACAGAACUCGAUUUUAACCAAUCUGCGUCGCAGUGGAUAGUCACAGUUGAGAACGGUUCGCUUAGUUUGGCUAUCAAUCAGCCUGGAAAACGUUUUUCGAAACAAAAUAGUUCUUUUUUGUUGUUGAAUUCCAAAAACAAGUUUCACCUUGGGUACGGCAAAGUUAAAUGGCAAACUACGGUUUCCAGCGGACAAUGCCUGUCUCUGGUGUUGUGGUUGUCUAAUACAACAUGCCGGUCCACAUUGGACGCUCUGGAUUUGGACCACGGGUCAUACGCUGUGGGUGUCAUCAAUGCGAGCGGAGAAAGCCUAAACAUCAUCAGAUUAUCCGUACUUUUCCGGUUAUGUGGAGCAACUAAUGCCAGUGAAAUCGUUAAGCGCUACGCGGAUAUACUAUUGGAAUGCCGUUUCCCCAACAAACUGCUCUGGACUAGGACAACGUUGGCCUGGUUGGUUAACGGGGAACCUGUGUACUCGCUAUACGAUUCAGAAAAAAUACCUCUAGGCGCAAUGUAUAAGGGUGUGAUCGUGACGGAUUUCUGCAUGGAAGGAAGCAACGACACAUCGCUAUCAACCAAUUUCCUUAUUGAUUGUGUGACAGUGCGGCAAGAAAACAUUAAUCCAACCGCCAAAGUGCUGGCCAAGCAUCGUCGCGUUCGAGCAACGGAUGCAGUUUUCCGAGAUGACUUCGAUGGCGAAACACUGGACAGUUCUAAAUGGCGUCCGAUUAGCGGCAUCCUGAUUGGCAAUAAAACUUACGGUUAUUUAUUACCGGGCAACGUCAUUAUGAACAACGGUACCUUACGGCUGAUUGCUGGAAAAGAAGCGAGUCAAUCGAACUCUGAAUCAGCUAAUUAUACUUCUGGAUCAGUGAAUUCAAUGGGACUUUUCAGCUUCACCUUUGGUGAGGUUGAAUGGAAAGCUAAAUCUCUGAAAGGGAAUGGUAUUUUCUUUGGGCUGUACUUAACUAAAUUCCACUGCGGUCCGUUGAGCGAUAAAUGUCACAACGACUUUUCAUCCUCGAUUAGUGCUUUAAAUGCUCGAGGAGAUACUCCUACGGGGUUCUAUACUUACACGUGUAAGGAGAGAGAUGACCAACAGUUUGAGGAGUGGCACUGGAGAGAAGUGGACAUGACACUGGAUUAUCAUGUCUACAAACUAAUAUGGACCAAAACAGCAAUAGUGUGGAUCCUUGACGACGAGGUUAUCUCUUGGACUACCAAUACUACAGUUAUUCCAGUCAACAAAAUGCAGAUUAACAUGGGGACAUCCGUUAUGCAGGAAGUUGACGACAGUACAAUCUUUCCGGUAGAACUGCUUGUCGAUUAUGUCAUAGUAAGGCAGGGAAAUGUUGAUCCUUGGAAAUGGAUACCUGGAAACAGCGCUGCUAGCACGCUGCAGUCACUGCACGAAACAAGCUUACUGGUGAAAACGACCCCAUUAUCCGUAACUGCAAGUCCAAACGCUUCCAGUGACACUGCACAAAGUCAGGGUCCACAAGUAACUGUCAUAGUUGUGUCAACGGUUUCGGCUAUAACGCUUCUCAUUCUCGUCAGCGUGUUCGUAUACCUGUAUUACAAGCGGAAAACGCAGCGCCGACCUUUUGUACGCAGUGUCGAUACUGUCAUAAGCCUACAAGAUCUUAGUUCCAGUGAUACUAACCUUCGGAGCAACGAUAUUUACGCAGAAACAACAACAGCGUUGCGGAAAUAUAUUGGCACCCUGGAAAUUCCACUGGCCAAUCUGGAAAUCGGCGAAACCUUGGGCCAAGGUGAAUACGGGAUAGUCCGAAAGGGAACUGCUAAAGGUCUCAAAGGUCAUCCGCUUCCAACUACUGUGGCCAUAAAGAGUGGGAAAAAUCAAAUGAAUCAACUUCAACGGAAUCAGCUGAUCCAAGAAAUGAAAAUUAUGACAAAAGCUGGUCGCCACUUAAACAUCAUCAAUCUACUGGGAACCGUUGUAAAAGGUGAAAUUCUUUUACUCUUGGAGUACUGUGAACACGGUUCGCUGCUAAAUUACUUGAAUUUUCAUCGUGGCAUAUACUUCUACAACCAGAUCUCUUCCGAAGGAAAAAUGCUGACCGUUAAUGACGCAGAACUCCGGCUGAGGCAACAACAAGUUGAUCGCGUUCAACAGUCUUUGCAGAUUGAGAACACGUCAUUUGACGGGCGCAUAAUGUCCACCAGUGAUCUGCUGAAUUUUGCCUUCCAGAUUAGCCGCGGCAUGAAUUACCUCAACAGUCGCUCCAUUAUCCAUCGGGAUUUGGCAGCUCGCAAUGUCCUUGUUUGCCAGGACCAUGUGGUUAAAAUUGCCGACUUCGGUUUGGCCAAACAAAUGCCAGAAUAUGUUCUGGUUCAGACUGAUGUAGCAUUGCCUGUGCGGUGGAUGCCACCGGAAUCGAUGAUGAAGCGAGUAUUCAAUCAGAAGUCGGAUGUAUGGUCAUUUGGCGUGUUGAUGUGGGAAAUCUUCAGUUUGGGAGAAACGCCUUACACCGGCAGCAGUUUUAACACUUCAAACCUUCUGGAAUUUUUGACAUCAUUGUGUACCGGCAUGCGGUUAGAACGCCCAUCACUAUGUCCGGCGUCGAUUUACAGUUUAAUGCUUAGUUCUUGGACAACAUCACCGAAUCAAAGACCUGAGUUUGCUCAGCUGGAAAAAGAUUUGACUUCGCUGAUCGGAGACGAUUCAGCGCAAAUCUACCUUAGUAUGGAUUUGCCUUAUCAACAGUUUAAUUUGUUACAGCAGAAUCUCCUCGAUCAACUGUUACAAGUGGAGGACACUGCCAGUAAUGGUACGGAUACAUCUGAUUAUCUCAGUGUCCUGAUCAAUGAGAAUCCAUAUGCGAAAUUGCCGCUUCCCCAUUCAACAAGCAGCACCGAAGAACCGGCGUGCUGAAUCGCCUCUGUUCACCAUCGGCUACUUUGAGAACAUACGUACAUGUAGACUUUAAAUUCGAGCUUUUGAGCGGCAUCUACUCGGGGGCCGUAUAAAUUUAUCUUUUGAAUAUAACGGCUCGUCAAUGAGU